This is a messenger RNA of Apiotrichum porosum, 2481 nucleotides long. RefSeq lists its product as uncharacterized. The transcript is spliced from 3 exons. Gene Ontology annotation, molecular function: GTP binding; GTPase activity. Bases 1 to 2481 code for a protein of 826 amino acids. Lineage: Eukaryota; Fungi; Basidiomycota; Tremellomycetes; Trichosporonales; Trichosporonaceae. The record is from RefSeq and is a predicted model, not a curated record.
AUGAUGGUCGUCUCCCAGCCCGUCCUGCCGCCAACAUACGAGCCCGACUACCCAUCCCCCGGCCCAUCUUGUGCGGCAGCAGCUGGCCCCGGGGCUGCAACAGCACCCUCCAACCCCCUCCCCUUUCCUGGCCUCCCAACAGCAUACACCACACGAACACCAUCAUCCCACUCUCCACACAUCCUCCAGCAGCGACCGACUCCCUCAAAGAUUGAUGCAGAGCUCGUCGUCAAGUCGGCCUUGCCCCCUACCCCAGACCCCUCGCCGCCCACAACCAAAGUGCUCUUCCCGGUCCAAAUGGUCGCCCUCGCGCCACCAGCAGGCGAGUCAUACGAGGACUCGUCGCGAUACUCGCUUGAUGAGGGCAGCGCAUCGCCGCCGUCCAGCAGCGACUCGCAUGGCUCGCACAGCACGAACCGGAGCGUCUCUCGCCCGUCCGUUACUGUCAACACUCGGGUGUCUAGGGGAUCCCACUCCGAAGUCCUCCGCUCACCUUCCCCACCAAAGGCCUCGGCUAUGCCCCGGUCAGAGACCCAGCCCAACCUCAACAACCUCAACAUCUUGAGCAGACAGUCGGCAGGGCGGGGUAAAGCGGUCGUACCGGUGGACAAGGACAAGGACUCGGAACGCAACGACAGCCGACAGAAGAAGGCGGCGCGAAGACAGACAGUGGCAGCACCAACGUCCGUCCGGAUGACCGAGUCGCGGAGCGCCGACUCGCGCGCGCGUCUGCGCUCCACUACUACUUCAGGUGGUGCCAAGCUGGCCCGUUAUCCGACGAUCGCCAACGAGUACCCCAGUGCUUCAGCCCAGGCGCGCGCUCGGAGUCGCCGCCAGACCGAUACGCCGCCCAGGAUUGUUCUUGGCCGCGCAUCAGCAGGCGACGCAGAGGACCUCGACUUUGGUGGUCCCGGCGGCCUCGAGGCAAAGCUCGUGCUGCUCGGCUCACAAGGUGUGGGCAAGACGUCGCUCAUCCUCCGCCUCACCACCGGAUCGUACUCGGCCAUCCCGGCACCAGCUUCUCUCGACGGAUCACUGUACAAGCGCAAGCUCGAGCACAAUGGCGUGCCCAUCAAGCUUCAGAUUUGGGACACGGCAGGACAGGAACGGUUCCGCUCCAUGGCGCCCAUCUACUACCGUGGAGCACAUGUGUGUAUCCUCGUGUACGACAUUUCCGACCGCAAGAGCUUUGAGGACGUGCGUUCAUGGCUCGACGAGCUUCACAUCAAGGGCUCCAAGGACGUGAUCAUUUACGUCGUCGGCGCCAAGACUGAUCUCGACGGCAAGCGCGUCGUCUCUUUUGCAGAGGCCCGCAGGACCAUUCGCAGCUGGCUCAGACCCCCGGCACCCGAGCCAGAGGCCGAGGUGCUCCUUUCCCCCGUUCCCCGAAGCUUGUUUCGGAGCACGUCCAGUCGCGCUCGUACAGAGUCGACAACUGGACCACCUCCUGUUCCCGGCCCGUCGCGGGCACGCCCCCACUCGAUGCACGGCCUGGCAUCACUCAUGGCGUCCUCGGCCGACUUUAGCCAGUUGGACACACCAACGCCAGUCGUCUCGCAGCCACCCAUCGUCACCUCACCGUCGCCCGCACCUACCGUCCACUUUCCCUCCAGCAUCGCAUUGUCCUCAAGCGCAGCUCCGUCCACCGCAUCCGCGUCGACAGUUACAUCUCCGACCACCGCGAACGGUGAACGAAGGCAGCGCACGCACCGUGUCUCGUUUCACGCGCCGGCACCUCCAUCGGAUCCCAUCUUUGGCACCACCGUCGAGACGGCCACCGCGUCCACUGGCGCACACACGCACCACCAUACCCGCUCCAACAGCCGCUUCUCCAUCUCUGGUGUCCUGGGCCUGUCACGGACGACCUCGGUGUCCGUUUCCGACGCCAUGUCCAACUUGACACACCUGGCCGAGGCCAACCCUGUCAGUCCCCGGUCGCCCACUGGCCCCACUGGCCGUGGAGCACUGUCGCCCCCUCGUAUCCGAACGGAGAGCUCGCCCAUGCUGAGCGCCGACUUGACCAAGCAGCGCAGCGAGGAGUGGUCCGGACGCGGCUGGGGCCGUGGCGAGGGGCCCGGCGCUGCCGAGGCCCUUGAGGAGUUUGGCGCCGUCAUUCGCCAAGCACCGUCAUCUCGCCCUGCAUCCCUGCCCCGUCGUGGACGCGCACGCGGUGGUUCUUUGGGACGCGACUCGCGCCUCUACAGCGACGACCCACGGCGCUCUGAGGACUCGGACGGCGAGGACGAGCCUAUCAAUGGAUGGGGCGUCGAGGUCGAGGGUGUACGCCUCGGUGAAGUCAGUUCCUUGACUGGCGAAGGUGUCGAAGCCAUGUGUCGCUCCAUUUCAGCGUGCCUCGUUGAACGCAAGGACAAGAUUGAACGCGAACGUACACUCCGCCACAAGAACAGCGUCAUGCUCACGGACCCGACUAAGGAUGCGUCCACUAGCAAGAGCAAGGGCCGCUUUGCUUGCUGUGUGUAG